UGACCUAAAACAACAAACUUCCCCCAAAAGAUUUUCCCUAGAAAAAUUUAAGGCUAAUAUUGUCAUUUCACCUAAAAAAGAGAAAAAGAAAAGAAGAAAAGAACAUGCUAACACCCAUGCUCCCCAUCGGAACCAGAAAGUAAAGCAAGCUUACACUUUGCUAAAGACAAAACACCAGUUUCGUCCUCUUCAUAAAUAAAACCCUUCUCUCUCUCUCAUAUUAACCCUUCAAUCAUCACUCAACCAUCGAACAAAGACCCCAUUAUUCUCCUCAUGUUCAUCCAUUUACUAGACUAGACUAUCCACAAACCAAACAUCUCUCUCAAAAACGUUUCUUUUUUAGGUUUGCUCUUCUUGCUAUGUAAAUGGUCUUAUCAAAGCAGUAAAAAUAAUGGAUCUUGAGAGACCCCAUCGAAGUAAUAGCAUCAAAAACAGUAGCAGCAGCAACGCAACAAGCGAGCUCUUCAUUUGUUUCUCAUCACGUCUUUCUUCAUCUUCAAUGAAGCUCCCUUCAAAAUCAAUCCUUAGUCCCGGUCGUACAAGGGAGCCUUCACAAAUCUCUCUCUCUUCAUCGCUUACCAGGAGAUUGAAAACGAACGGUAGCAUGAAAGGUGGCCAAGCUUCACCGAUGUUCCCGACCAACGGCAAGAAGCGAGGGUGUGCUUUUGAGAACCCUGAACCUUCUUCCCCCAAGGUUACUUGCAUAGGUCAGGUUAGGGUCAAGACAAAGAAACAAGGCAAAAAGUUUAGAGCUUGCGGAUCUACGAGAAGAGGGGAAGUUAGUUUCAGGAAAGUGGAGGAUGUCAACAAUGGAGGUCUUGAUGCAAGUAGCUGUCAAGGUCAUGUUUUGAGCAGCAAUAAGAAAUGGGUGCAAUUUCCGAUGACCAUUUGUGAAGCGUUGAGGGCGUUUGGGACUGAGUUCAACUGCUUCUUGCCUUGUAGGUCUUCUUGCAUGGCUAACCAUAGGGACAAAGAGGAGAAAGCAAGAGGGUCCGGUGGGGGUUCUUGUGGGGCUGUUUGUGCAAGGUGGUUGGUGGCUGUGCAAGAAGGGGAAGGGGAAGGGAAAGGGAGGGAGAUUGAGUUGGUGGUCGGCGGUGGGGAAGAUGAUGAGAGAAGUGAAAGUGGUCAAAGGAGGCAUGUUUUUGAGGAUAUUGUAACAAGUGAUUCUGGUAAUAAAAAUGUUGGUGAUGAAGAUGAGAAAGGAGGAGAAGCGGCAAGGGUGAGUAUUUGUAUACCACCCAAGAAUGCUUUGUUGUUGAUGAGGUGUAGAUCUGAUCCUGUUAAAAUGGCUGCUCUUGCUAGUAAGUUCUGGGAAACUCCAUUGCCAAAAGAUAAAGAACACCAACAAGAAGAUGAACAAGAGGAGCAAGAAGAAGAAGAAGCUGGAAAUGGAAGUGAAGAGAAAGAGGACCUAGAGGGUGAUGCUGUGGAAGUGGAAAAAGAGGAAAGCAAAGUUGAAUCUUUUGAGGAAGCAAUUGAACACCAAGAAGCUAGUGAAGUUAGUGAAAUGUUUGUUUCUUGUGCAGCAACCGAGGAACAAGAAAUCACAGAAACUGAGGCUGAAACAGAGGCAGAAUCUGCUUUGGCAAGGGAUGGAACUGAUGAAGUAGAAGAAGAAAUUACGGGAACAAACUCAAAAGAAGAAACAAUUAUAGAAUGUCAACAUCAAGAAGAAGAAACUGAAGUAAAAGAGAACCAGGAAGAAUCAAAAGAAGAAACUUUACCCCAAGUUUCAUUUGAACUUGACAAGCUUAAUGUUGAAGAGCUGCAAGCAAAUGAAAGUACAAGUGUUGAAACAGAGGAAGAGGGUUCAACUUCAACCGUGGAGGAUGAAGAAACAGAGACGACCCACGAAAGAUCCGAAUCCGAAUACCCGGAAAUGAAAGAACCGGACCCGGAAAUUGAGUCAAAGGAAGGUCAAGAGAAGAUAUUGCCAGAUUGUUUACUGUUAAUGAUGUGUGAGCCAAAGCUGUCAAUGGAGUUAUCCAAGGAGACUUGGGUGUGUAGCACGGAUUUUAUCAGGUGUGUACCGGAGAAGAAAAAGAAUCACCAACAGCAACAGCAGAAAUCAGAAGUCAAACAAAAGCACAGUCGAGAUCAGUCCAAAGAAAGGAACAGCAUUGACCGUAAUCCUGCUCCUAUUUUGUUACAUCCUCCUAGGUCUUCUUGCUCUUUCCCAGUAGCUCCACCGAUGGUUACGGCGGCAGCAGGCGGCGGCUGGACUACGAUUGAUAAGAAGCUUGUUGGGGGUAAAGGGUACGAGUCGUUUAUUCUCACGCGCUGUAAGUCGGAGCCAAGGAGGUCCUCCUCUAAGCUUGCGCCAGAUGCUUGCUUUUGGAAUAAUAUGAAGCUUGAGCCGGCUGCACUCGGAGUUGGUGCGGCUGGAGUUGGUUUUUGAUUAACCGAGUUUUAUGAGAUCAGUAAAAAAAAAGUCUUUGGGGUUACUUUCUCUGUUUUCUUCCCUGUUUUAGAUGCAGUAAAACUGUAAAAUCUGUAGUUUUGUACAACAGUUAUAUUUUACUCGUGUA
Messenger RNA from Hibiscus syriacus, 2528 nucleotides. Its product is annotated as myelin transcription factor 1-like. The record is from RefSeq and is a predicted model, not a curated record. The transcript is spliced from 3 exons. Lineage: Eukaryota; Viridiplantae; Streptophyta; Magnoliopsida; Malvales; Malvaceae. Bases 392 to 2398 code for a protein of 668 amino acids.